Molecule: messenger RNA, 993 nt
Organism: Clonostachys byssicola
Lineage: Eukaryota; Fungi; Ascomycota; Sordariomycetes; Hypocreales; Bionectriaceae
Source: the annotation of a GenBank genome assembly
AUGGAUACAGAUCGCCUCGUUCGUCUCAUGGACGGUCAGAUGGAAGACGCUUCCCAGAUUCUCGUCGCCAACGCUCUCCAUCCCGACACGAGUAUCGGCGCAACCGACCAAGGUCGCCAUCUCGAUAUGAGCACCGGCGCAACCGAUCAAGGUCGCCACCUCGACAUGGGCGCAACCGAUCAAGGUCGCCACCUCGACAUGGGUGCAAUCGAUCAAGGUCCCCAUCUCGACAUGAGCACAGGCGCUAUCGAUCAAGAUCAUCCCGCCGAUAUGAAAAUCAACGUCGACGAGCAAUACCAUCUAGAGGCCAUGAGGAAUCAGCCUUUUCAAGGUCAGAGAGACGAGAGCGAAACUCUCCCCCUCCUACGGCGACGAGUACCAUACUCCCCGGAGGUCGGCCAAACCACAAGCGAUGGCACCUACAACCCUUGUCCCAUCGACAACAGUCUUGGCGGUGGGCCACAAUCAAACAUCUACACGACGUCAAGAGACGAGGCCACUGGCCAGGCCUUAUACCACAUGGUAAAGGACGACCCGAAGCUUAGAGAUGUGAGCAUCAUCGUCAUGGAAGGGGCUCUGCAGAGAGACUCGAGAAGCGAAGAGUUCAGUAACGGGUUCAGAGUGCACAUAAGGCCUGUCUAUGCUCGUAUAAGCAGACGUGACCCAUGGAAGUUGCUCUGGGAUCGAGAAGGACGUGCCAGAUCUGGUCCGAACUCGUAUGAAAUAAUCGAGGACGACAGCCCAGGCGAGCCAGACCCUUCAAUGGGAAGGGAUGAGCUGGCUCAUCGUAUGAACGUGGAACCACAGCCAGGAGAUCUGGACCCUGACAUAUUGAUGGCUAGACCUACGCCUGCUGGCCUGAGCUCCGCUACAGAAGCGCAAAGCAAUGCCACGGCACCGGCUACGAUCACGUCGUCCAACAAUCAAGGUGGGAGUAAAGUGGCAGCAGAUACGGAGUCGACCAAUCUACAUAUGCCCGAAGGCAGUAAUUGA